CCACGAUUCGCUAUCUCUCGCUCUUUGGAUGGAUUCUCUAACCGCGGGCCUGCAGACCAAGGGUAGCGGGAUAUUGGAAGGAACUCGGUGUCCAUCGUCUGGGUCGCUCAGCCGGGCUGGUAAUCGUCUGUUGCGCUCACUCCAGGGCGACUCGCAGGCAGUUCACGGUGACCUCAGACUACCCCAGUAUGACUGCACCGCUGAGCUUGCUUCCCACAACGCGGCAGGUAGAGGCCAAAAACGCGGACUUGCGCGAACUGGUCACUCAGCUACACCGCCAAUAUGAUGCUCAAGAACGGCUGGCGAAUGCCGCCUUCGUCGAGGCGUCCCAAGCCAUCACCGCAAAAUUCGACAAGCAGAGAGCCGACAUAGUUGCCCAGUUAGGCACGGCAAUCCCCGAAGCCGUCGAAACGGUCUUGCGGCAGAAGAGGGACCUGGAGCUGGAAGCGCUCGAACGGAGACAUCAGGAGCAAGCGGACGCCCGGAAGAGAUCGUUCGAUGAGCGAGUGCAGAGGCACAUGGAUGAAGUCUAUUCGUACAUCAACGCGCUGGCAACUUCAGCACCGCAGCCUGUACCAUGCACAGACGAUCCGCUCCCAUUGCUAGCAACAGGGCCAGUAAAAGGGUUCGCGGAAGCCAUGCCAGAAAGGCCCGCAAAAGCCAUGCGAUCCAGUGCCACUCCACCCCCGGCGAGUUCAGCCGAAACUGCCCAGAAGUUGCCUAUCUUGACGGCCGUCCCGACGCCGCCGCUAGAUGUUGCAGUUCCGCCACCAGCACAAGUCCCAGGCGAAACGGAGAGACAUUCGCACCCAGCCAAGGAUGACCGCCCGGCUGAUGCACAACCUGGAGCUUCACCGCCCCCCGAUGUCGGCGGCCAAGGCAUGCUCGCCGCAUCCGAUUCCCACCUGAGGACGGAUGAAGAGGAAGCGGUCGACGGCGCGUCCAGGGUGCUGCCGCCGGCGAAGGAGUUGGAGGCCCUUGCGUCGAACACUCCAGACCAAGGAACUCCUCGAUCAGCGUCCGUGUCGUCUGUCAGCAGCCAUGAGCAGCCGUCCGUUACCGCGGAACUCACUACCGGGGUAGAAGCUGCUCACAAACGCAAAGCAGAUGGAGAGUCAAACGGCGGGUCGCCCGCAUCUGUCUCUAGCCGUGUCAAGCGCGCCAAGCUCGAUGAAGUCAACGACGGCAUCAGCAAGGCCGCAGACCUACCAUCACAAGGGGAUCUCGCGAAUGCGCCCCAGAGGACCGUCACUUUCGAGGAGGUGUACGGGGCGCCGGACAAACAACCCCAGCACAGGCAUGUCAUCGUCCAAUACCCUAGCGGGUCCGGGAGAUUUUACAUUCUCAGGUGCGAUGAGCAUGGCGUGCACUUCGGCGAGCAUCCGCUCAGGGGCGCGGCUAAGCACCUAGCCAGCGCGCAGCACGGCAAUAUGACCAAGGCGCAUGCGACUGCCAUUGCAACUCUCGGUCACCUUGUUGUGGGUUGUACCGAGGCGCUGGCCGACAAGAACAACAAGGAGGUCAUAGAGGGCUUCAAAAACGGCAGCCUGAAGAUCUUCAAUGCCAACAACCUCAGCAUGGCGAAACGCGCCGAGCUGGGCUUUGGCCCUCUUGACCCGCCAAGCUCGCAGAAGACCAAGCAGUCCGCAAUAAUCACGAAUCCCGCCACCUGCACGUUUUACGUGGGAUCUGUUGGAGAGCUGAAAUGCCCCGUCUUGAUCCUGCCUUGGGGCGACACGUUGCCGGCCGGCAUUCAGGGCACCCUGGCUGACACAGGACUCUUCCGUGAGCCUGCGGAUGACCGGAAGCAGCAGGGAAUACCCAAACUGCCAAAGUGCUACCGCUAUGACGAGGAAGGGGGCCGCGUCAAGGGCAUUCUCGGCUGGGCAAAGGGCUACGAGACCGGCGGCCCGUUGGAGAAGAAGAGGGAAUUCCCCGUUUUGUGCGCCGACGACGACGAUUAUCGAAAGUGGACCGUCGGAUGGGUGAAGGCCGUACAUCUGUCCCCACUGGACUUCGGGGAUCCGGCUUCCCGGAAUAUCCCUUUCUACAAAGCAGCCCGGGACUACUUCGUUACUCGCGUUCUGCGCCAACGCGCCGUGCCUAAACAGCAGAGCCACGACCGCUUGCGAGAAGGUGCUAGCAGUCAUGCGACGGAGGACAUUGUCAUGAAAGAUGCCGGAGUUGUGCCCAACAAUGCGUCUGAAAGCUCCCCCGGCCGCGUUUCGAAAUGCGUCCCCAUCAUGCCGAAGCCUUCGUCAACACCAGUAUCGGUUUCUCCAGCAACCGAUGCCAGGUUGAUUGCGACGCAGGCCCUGAACUUGAAGACGCCAUCGCGGAGCGCAUUCACGCCGAUCAAUGCCGCCGGUGAUGCCGAGCCAAGCGGCCCCCCGGGCGCCAGUGCAAGCCAUGAACCCAACUCGCGGGCCGGCUCUGCGCCAAGUGUGGGCGGAGGGCACAGGCGUGUGAUCAAGAUCCAUGCACACAGCCGCAAUCCGAAUCCUGCGAACAAGGAUCAAAUGGGCACUCCGGUUGCGUUGCCGGAGAGGCCGGCGGAAGGGACGCCGUCGCAGAGAUAUCCUCCAAUCCAGUUACGGAGCGCCGAGAGGACGCAUAGCCCGGCGAGUCUUCAGAAUAUCCUGCAGGAGUUUCCGAGCCCUGCACCAGCUCCGGUUGGGGUCGCUUCUCGGUCUCCGAACUCGCCUGUGGCUCGGCAUCCCCUCCCCUCGGCGCCCACGCGAGCUGCAUCGCCUUCACGCCUAGCACCGGUCCCGGCCGUUAUUGCGAAACAACCGGAGCAGCCGCGGGAGAACCGAGCCGGCUCGGUACCUGCACAACAGCUGCAGCAGAGGGGGCACUCUGAUGGGGAGCUCCGGCGCGCUGGCAGUGCCUCGGCGAUUCCCGGCUUGAGCCGUGAAGCGACCCCUCUGCCGCCGGCUCCAGCAUCGGGCCCAGCGCCCGAUCCGGUUCUGGCCUCAACAACACCUGCGCCAGCCUCGGUGCCAGCGUCGGCGCCAGCAUCGGCGCCAGCAUCGGCGCCAGCGUCGGGCCGAGGGUCACCCCGGGCAUCGAUAUCGGCAUCGGUCCAAGCAUUGGCGUGGGAACGGGCACCGCCACGUGUGGAGGAGCGGAAGCAACGGCCACCCGCGAUCCAACUCCCUCCGCCAGCCAGUGCCUGGCCGCAGGUCCAGCAGCUCAGUACAACCCCGCUGGCCACGCCGACCACCAGCGCAAUUCACUCGCGGGUCAACUCGCCGACCGCUGAUCAAGCCAAAACAGACAUGUCUGCUGCACGCUUCAACAGACCUGAAACGCCCACCCUCACGCCGCUGUCGCAACCAGGCGGAUUCCUCCCCACAAUGGACGUCUUCGACCUGGCAGGCUUCAUGGAGGGCAACACCGAGGUAUUCCGGUCCAGCGCGCCGGGCCAAUACCUCCGGCUGAUCGACGACCACCAGAGCGGCGUCUUCACCACGCCAUCGGACGCGCCCGUGUCAGUGCGGAUCGAGCCCCGGAAGAUCAGCACGGUCGAGCGGGUGCCGGCGCAGAACGGGGCGGCGUGCGUGGUCAAGAUCACGUACCGCGCCUCGGCCGACGGCGGUGGCGGGACCGGCGGCGGGGCCUCUCCGUCGCGCACGCAGACGCUCGUGCUGGAGACGACGAGGUCGACGGCGAGCGGGAUGCAGACCGGCAUGGUGCAUGCCCGUCGACUCUGCCGGCGGCUGGGGUUCUGGAAUCCGGAUAUCUUGUGUCCCGCUCCGGCGGCUGCGUGAGUUCUGUCCUUUCGUUCGUUGGGUCGAUGGUCGUGAUUCGGAGGGGCGUCAAGACUAAUUAACUCGGGGCU
Molecule: messenger RNA, 3844 nt
Organism: Thermothielavioides terrestris NRRL 8126
Lineage: Eukaryota; Fungi; Ascomycota; Sordariomycetes; Sordariales; Chaetomiaceae
Exons: 4
Coding region: 663-3773 (1036 amino acids)
Source: RefSeq, a predicted model, not a curated record